Galendromus occidentalis (western predatory mite) is the source of this 4192-nucleotide messenger RNA. Its product is annotated as prodigiosin synthesizing transferase PigC. NCBI's taxonomy places the organism in Eukaryota, Metazoa, Arthropoda, Arachnida, Mesostigmata, Phytoseiidae. The transcript has 22 exons. The record is from RefSeq and is a predicted model, not a curated record. Gene Ontology annotation, biological process: phosphorylation. Gene Ontology annotation, molecular function: ATP binding; kinase activity.
AUGAUGUUCCCGCUGCAGAAGACUCUCUUCCGAUGGUUCGAGUUCCUAUUGUUACGAAUUCUCAAAUUCUGGAAAUGUGACCAUGAAGUUCAGGAAGGCUCAAACUUCGUGGACAUUUUGCGGGUAUUGAUCUGUAAGAUCAUCUUCGCUUUUGCUCGAAGAACGCGUCUCCCCGCGUACGAUUUUCGAAAACUGGAUCCCUAUAAUCGCGGCCUGCUGUACCGACAGGAAGAAAAAAUUAUCGAAUACCCUGUACCCCCAAGGGUUAUCGAGGAGGAGGGUCCGCAAGAACUUUUGUUAACGGCUAUCCGGACGUCCGGCGAGCUUCUGGUAGUCCGCUUCGUUCGCGCACGUCAAAGACAAGCUGAAAUUAUUAUCCUGGUCAGAGAUUCGAGAGGAAGAACUUUCACGAAUCAGGUCAUCGCGGACAAACGCUUCCCUCUCGAUAUCAGUAACGGGAAUAAAUUUCAGGCCGGCGGUCUCCGGAUUAAAUGCGUAGAGCCUUUGAGGAAAUGGCGAAUCGCCUUCAAUGGAUUGCUGAUAAAUAAGGAGACGGGUGCGACCGCAUACGUCCGUUUCGUCUUCGCGUGGCACGCUCUGUCCCACUUCUCGGACUGGUCUCGCGAUGUGCCGGAGAAGCGUCUUUUCGACUUCUGUCUCGACCGGAAGGCCAAUAAAAAAAUCUCAGAUACCGUCACUAAUCUCGAUGUGUGUCGGGAGUACCUGAACGGUUUUGAGCAGACCGGUUAUUGCGUCGGAACCAUGCAAGUGUCUCUGAAGGGCGGGGAAUCCGAUGUAGCUCCAGAACCAGAGCAAGAACUGCAUUUGCGGGGAAACUUCCUGAGAAUUCGUCAUCCAGAUCCAUCAUCGACCAGCUCUCUGAAACUCACCGGAUUCUCGCACAAUCUGACCUACAGCAAGAAAGGGCAUCUUCUUCAGCUAUCGACCUUGAAGUUCGAUAAUGGGAAAGAUCUGAUCUUCGGAAGCUUUCUAUCGACGCCUGGAUUCAAGGACCCAGUAGAGUCGAUCCAGAACGACCACGGAGCUGAAGCAAGCCUCGAAGAUGUCCUGUAUGCCCCCAAUCUGAAAAUCAGCACCUUUGAACUCUCGCACGAAGUCCUAAGGUCUGAGGGGUCGAUCCUUAGCAGCUACAAGUCACAUCUCGGCUGGGAUGAUGAGCUCCAAAUUUCCACGUUCGAGGCCUUGAUAGAUAACGUCACAUCCGUGGGACUCUCGAUCAGGGGAAUCAUCACAGGAGACUGCAAUGACGAUCUGUUGAAGCCACCGUUAAACCUCCUGGAAUUCGGUACGUCGAUUGUGCAAAUGAAUAUGAGGCCCGCAAGACGCUCGCGAAUUCCCGAAUUCCGAAGUAGGUGAGAAGAUAAUCAUGACCGUGUUUCCCUCCCAAUCCCAGAUCCAGUGGCCGUCCCCGCACCGUACGUCGUCAGCCUCGAGGAUUCUCAAUGCAAGAGCAGCGCUCUGACUGGGGGCAAAGGAUCGUCCCUUGCUGUCCUCACGGAGCUUUCGGGUAUCACCGAUGAGGGCGUAAAAUUCGGGGUACCGAGAGGAGUUGUGGUCACCACUGAAGCUUUCCGCCACUUCAUGCAAUCACCCUCAAUGUACUCAACCAGGAAGAAAUUGAGCAGGGUCCUCGAGACAGAGACUGUCGAACAGGUCAAAGAAAUCUGUGAUGAAUGCAUGAACGACGUCAAAAAAGAACCCAUCCGAGCGGCUAUUUCGAAAGACAUUCUCCAGCGUCUCUACGAGAUCUUCCCGGAUUUUUCUUCAAAACGUUUCGCGGUGCGCAGCUCAUGUGCCGGGGAGGAUUCCGAGGAUAUGUCAGCCGCUGGACAGAUGGAAACCUUCCUCGGGGUGAAAGGAGAGGAACAGAUAAUCGCAUCGCUUUCGAAGUGCUGGGCCUCUCAAUUCAGUCACGUCGCUAUAGAGUACAAGAAACGCUAUGGCCAGGAACUGGUCAGCGACAUGGCGGUCGUGAUCAUGGAGAUGGUUCCAGCGGAGAGUGCGGGCGUCAUGUUCACUUGUGAUCCCCUGACUGGCGAUCCGUCGACAAUUUACAUCACUUCGAACUUCGGUCUUGGAGAGAGCGUUGUGUCGGCUCUGGCCGACCCCGACACUAUACGUGUGCAUCGAGACAUCCGUGGGAAACUAACAGUGGGAGAAGUGGCUUUGGGAAAGAAAGAUGUUAAAAUCGUCAUGGACAAAGAUAGCGGAGGUACCCGUGUGGAAAAUAUAUCCAACAACGACGCUUCAUCACUCAACUCCGCUCAGGCUGAACAUUUGGCAAGAGUUGGGGCAGAGAUCGAACGCGCCUACGGCGACUGGCGGGAUGUUGAAUGGGCUUUCGCCGAUAACACUCUGUACAUUCUGCAAGCUAGACCGGUGACUUUCAUGGACAAACCAUCGGACUUUGAAAUUGCCACCGACUUCGAGAUUUCAUCAAGGGCAGAAUCCCCUGCAUACUCUAAGGCCAAUGUUGGAGAGGUAUUGAAUGGAGCCAUAAGCCCACUCGCCCUCACAAUGAUGAAUAAAUUAUUCUCCAUCGAUGUACAGAGAGAGAAGGGCGCUCAUGCCCGAAUGAAACGUUGUGCUUUGACUCCUUAUUACGAUUCAGCUUUGCGACUUGCUCGCUAUCAUUUCUUCCUCGACUUUUCGGAGGCGAUCCGCAUCUUCAUGCCGGAUCCGUCGAACAGAGCUCAAGUCGAUUCGAUGAUGCUCAAUAUAUGCGGUCGCAUUUUCGAUGACGACGAACUCUACGAGGACAUGCAAGACAACACCGACAAAGCGCAAGAAGUUCCGUACUGGACGACGAAAAAAGACCUCGUCAAGAUGAAGUAUCUCGCCAAACCGAUGUACUACGCAUACAAUUACCUAGCACGGAAGAGAGCGAGAUACCCCGACAGCAGCAUGACCGUGAACGAGCUUUUCGAUGGCCUUUGUGAUGGCUUCAACAACACCACGGACUGCGGGAGUCGUCCGCACAUGAACUCGUCCAAUGGUUCGGCCCAAUGGACGAGUCGUAUCGUGGAAUAUUUGCAAGAUGUGACAGAUGAGUCGGUCGAAACAAUCUAUGGGGAUAUGUCACGUCUUCUCGCAUCAGCCGACGAUGUCGUCAGCUGUGAAGUUCCUAAAAGAUUGGAGAAACUCGGCAUCCAGGUUGGCAGCGAGAUCGGUAGAGAAAAGCUCCUGAACGCUUCUUCGGAGGAAGCAGAACAGCUUCUCAGAGACGAAGGGAGAUACCCCGUCUCUGCGGCGGCAUUCCGAGAGUUUCUUCAGGACUUCGGACACCGGGGUUACAACGAGUUCGAUUUAUACAGGAAACCCUGGGACAUGGAUGCGAGCCCCGUAAUCGCAACGCUGCAGACAAUGAUGCGGAGUCAACUCGAAGGCACUCCGAAAAAGUAUGAGAGCAUCAUGGCAUCCAUCGACGGAAUGACGUGCAAACUGACCACGUGGCAAAAGCUACGCCUCGCUAUAAUCGUCUUUUUCGCGAGGAAGGCGGUGGGCGUUCGCGAAAACACGAAAUCUCUGUGGAUCUGGACUCAGAACGUGACUCGAAAAUGGGCUUGGGCUUUGGCUCUCAAGAUGAAGCAAGAGGGCCGCUUGCCAGACGAGAAUCUUCUGUUCUUCUGCACGGUGGAAGAGCUUCACGAACUGAUCCGCGAUCGUAAUCCCGCAAUUAUUUCGAGAGCCUUCGACAGGAUGAGAUUAUUCCCCGAUUUGGUGAAACAAGAAUUCCGCGAAUACUUCCGAGGCAUCCCCACCCCGGCUCCGGAUCCGUUGCCCGUCUUCGAGGAUGGCGUGGUCCAAAUGAAAGGAUUCCCGAUCAGCAAAGGCAGGAUUCAAGCGAAGGCACGAGUUAUCAACAAUCUCGAGGACGCAGUCCAAAUUCAGAAGGGAGAAAUACUGAUAACCUACGCUACAGACAUUGGUUGGUCGCCGUACUUCCCGAUGCUCGGAGGGGUAGUCACAGAACUGGGCGGUCUGAUGUCCCACGGAGCAGUCGUAGCGCGCGAAUACGGUCUACCUUGUGUGGUAGGACUACUCGGAGCCUCCAGAGUUUUCCGUUCCGGAGACACAGUUUUACUAGACGGAGCUCAGGGGGUUCUGAUUCGUAUCGAGGAAGCAGCUUCGAGCGUUGCGCAAUAAAUGCGAUGGUGAUCUCGAACGAGCG